AUGAAUCCCAACAAUAACCCUCUUAACACCCAAAAUUCUACUAAUUAUCCUUUCAACUACCCAAAUCCCAACUAUAUAUUUCAAAAUCAAUCUUCCAACCAACAAGGUCCCCAAAAUAUACCAAAUUUCAUAAUACCGUCAUCUAAUCCAAACUAUCAUCCAUAUUAUAGAUCUAUGAUGUCAUAUUCAUCUCAAGCACCACCUUAUUAUUCUUCUACUCCAAUGGGAAAUGAAAAUGUUCCUAAUGUUGGACUUGAUGAAUUUCCUGAUUUCUCUAAACAAACAGCUCUUGGUGGCAUGAGCGGUGGUCAUGGAGCCACUCCAAAUGCAGAGGAUUCAAAUCCUGUUCGUCGAAAAAUCCCCAAAUGGACCACUGAUCAAAAUUUGGUUUUAAUUAGUGGGUGUAUUAAAUAUGGAACAGACAGUGUUGUUGGGAGAAACCAAAAAAAUGCUUAUGAUAAUGUUAAGCGUAUGCAAAAAAGCGGGUGGUCGGAGAAUGAUGUAUUGGUAAAAGCGCAUGAAUUAUAUUCAAGUGGUAAGAGUGGACAUUUCAUUUUAAUGUCAGAAUGGCUCGCUCUCCGUGAUCAACCAUGUUAUGGUAGUCAGUGCUCGCCGAAUGGGGAGGAAUCCAGCAAAAAAAGGGUAAAAAAAAGCAAUGGCGUAGCCUUUGAAUCGGUCAAUGAAGAGUGGAAUGAAUUCAAACAAUUUAAGGAGAAAGAGUUGGAACGAUUGGACAAAAUAGCCAUGAGACAAGAGGAAGCUAACCAAUUAUUGAAAGAAAGUACUGAGGCUAAGAAGAUGAAGAUGUUUAUGAAGCUAAGUUCAAAGGAGCAUCUUGAUGACCGGAGCAAAGAGUUGUUGGAAAAGUUGGGUCGCGAUCUGUUUGGAAAUUAA
Molecule: messenger RNA, 894 nt
Organism: Vicia faba (fava bean)
Lineage: Eukaryota; Viridiplantae; Streptophyta; Magnoliopsida; Fabales; Fabaceae
Source: the annotation of a GenBank genome assembly